UCCAUAUUCAGAGUCUCAAGAAUCAAAAUUGUUAGGCAUUAUAUUAAGUCAAGGGUCCAACUCAAGUAUACAAGUGUCAGUUGUGCUUGAAUUAUAGUUGGGAAGAAUACAUGUCCCAGUCAUGUCGUUAAAUUACUUUAAUCUCUGGAUACAGUCAAAGAUGGUAUAGGGUUGGUUACAUCCACAAAAUUUAAUGGCCCUAUAACAAGAUUUAAUUAAAAAAAUUUUGAAUCCACAACAAAAAAUUCAAGUCGCUAACUUUUAAUGGAUAAGGAUCACAUUGAAAAAUUGAGUGAAAGUUUAUGGACUGAGGAGUUAAUUUAACCCCAAAAUUAUGAAACCUUGGAGGAUCUGAACAAGGGAUCGUUUGAUUUUGUUUUUUUUGACAGGAUAAGCCAAUAAGGAAUGGGUGAUAAGAAGAAAAAGGCUCAAACGUUUGUUCGGCUUGUCUCGGCUGCUGGGACUGGAUUCUUCUAUGUCAAGAGGAAGCCUAGGCAGUUUACAGAGAAGCUUGAGUUUAGAAAGUACGAUCCUAGGGCUAGUCGUCAUGUUUUGUUCACAGAAGCAAACAUGAAGUGAUAAAGGCACUUUUCAUAUCUGUAAUUGCACCAACAAAUUCCUACUGCAUUUUCAAGAUUUUAGCUGUUUAUAUGUACUUUUUGGACCAAAAUGGAGGUGGCAUCUAAUAAGUGGUGGAAUGUCCAAUUAAUGUGCACUCAUACUUGCACUCUUGUUACUGAGAACUGUUCUACCAUUUCUGCCUCUUUCCCUUUGAAUUCAGACCGAGGUUUGAGUGCUUGUUAUUUCUUGA
This is a messenger RNA of Prosopis cineraria, 811 nucleotides long. RefSeq lists its product as uncharacterized. Gene Ontology annotation, cellular component: large ribosomal subunit; ribosome. Gene Ontology annotation, biological process: translation. The record is from RefSeq and is a predicted model, not a curated record. Gene Ontology annotation, molecular function: structural constituent of ribosome. NCBI's taxonomy places the organism in Eukaryota, Viridiplantae, Streptophyta, Magnoliopsida, Fabales, Fabaceae.